CUGUGGUCAUACUUAGCAGUUGUACAUUUUGUGUUGCCGGCAAAACGUUGUUCUGUUCGUAAUUUAAUUUUUUACAACUUUAACAAAAUGUCACAAUCGCAAUCCAAUAACGAUUCGCGUGUGCCCGAUGAGGAGAGCGAUUUGCUGCAAAUCAAGCCACUUGGAGCUGGCCAAGAAGUGGGACGCUCCUGCAUCAUGCUAGAGUUUAAAGGCAAGAAAAUAAUGCUUGAUUGUGGCAUACAUCCGGGACUCACGGGCAUGGAUGCGCUGCCCUAUGUGGAUCUGAUUGAAGCGGAUGAAAUUGAUUUGCUUUUCAUAUCACACUUUCACUUGGAUCACUGCGGCGCCUUGCCAUGGUUCCUCAUGAAAACGAACUUUCGUGGCCGCUGCUUUAUGACACACGCCACCAAAGCCAUUUAUCGCUGGAUGCUCUCAGAUUACAUCAAAAUCAGCAACAUUUCCACCGAACAAAUGCUUUACACCGAAGCCGAUCUCGAGGCAUCUAUGGAGAAGAUAGAAACGAUCAAUUUCCACGAGGAACGCGAUGUGAUGGGAGUGCGUUUCUGUGCCUACAAUGCCGGUCAUGUGCUGGGCGCAGCUAUGUUUAUGAUUGAAAUUGCCGGCAUUAAGAUUCUGUAUACGGGCGAUUUCUCACGCCAAGAGGAUCGUCACUUGAUGGCCGCCGAAGUACCGCCCAAAAAGCCGGACGUCUUAAUCACCGAGUCCACAUAUGGCACACACAUUCAUGAGAAGCGCGAGGAUCGCGAAAGUCGCUUCACAUCGCUAGUGCAGAAGAUUGUGAUGCAGGGCGGUCGCUGUUUGAUUCCCGUCUUUGCCUUGGGACGUGCACAGGAACUUCUCCUUAUACUGGACGAAUUCUGGUCACAGAAUCCCGAUCUGCACGAGAUACCAAUCUACUAUGCUUCGUCGCUGGCCAAAAAGUGCAUGGCGGUCUAUCAAACCUACAUCAAUGCGAUGAACGAUCGCAUUCGUCGUCAGAUUGCUGUUAACAAUCCUUUUGUAUUUCGUCACAUUUCCAAUUUGAAGGGCAUCGAUCACUUCGAUGACAUUGGACCAUGUGUAAUCAUGGCAUCGCCGGGUAUGAUGCAGUCGGGUCUCUCGCGUGAACUCUUCGAGAGCUGGUGCACAGAUCCCAAGAAUGGCGUCAUCAUUGCCGGUUACUGUGUGGAGGGCACUUUGGCCAAGACCAUUCUCUCUGAGCCUGAGGAGAUUACCACACUGUCGGGACAGAAAUUGCCGCUCAACAUGUCUGUGGAUUACAUUUCAUUCUCGGCCCAUACAGAUUAUCAGCAGACCAGCGAAUUUAUACGCAUGUUGCGACCGAAUCAUGUGGUCCUUGUCCACGGCGAACAGAAUGAGAUGUCGCGUCUGAAGCUGGCGCUUCAGCGUGAAUAUGAAGCGGAUGCCAGCACAGAUAUUAAGUUUUAUAAUCCGCGCAAUACACAUGCCGUUGAUCUGUACUUCCGUGGCGAGAAGACGGCCAAAAUGAUGGGGCAUCUGGCAGCCAAAAAGCCCGAAGUAGGCAGCAAACUCUCGGGUGUGUUGGUGAGGCGUGAUUUCAAGUACCAUUUGCUGGCGCCAUCGGAUCUUGGCAAAUACACGGACAUGAGCAUGUCUGUGGUCACGCAGCGUCAAUCGAUUCCCUGGACCAGUUCGCUGGCCACUCUGCAGCUGCUCUUGGAUCGCAUUGGGGCUGGUUGUGUGGAGAUUGUCGAGCCCGAGCGCAAGCUGCGCGUCUUCAAUUGUGUGGAGCUGACGGUGGAGCAGAAGAUCAUAAUUAUGGAAUGGCAGGCGACGCAUGUGAACGAUGUUUAUGCCGAUGCUGUGCUCGCUUGCCUCAUGCAAUCCGAGCUGGGUGGCACGAAUAUCAAAGGUGCCACCAAACAAACCAAGUCGGAGGAGACGCGUUUCCGCGAAUGCCUCAUCGAGACGCUGCAGGACACGUUUGGCGACAGCUGUGUGCCCAAAAUGUUCAAAGGUGAUCUGCUGCCGGUGAACGUGAGUGGCAAGCAUGCGGAAAUCAAUCUGGAGAGCUUGAUUGUCAAUUGUGCCGAGGAUGAAGUGUUGCGUCAAAUGCUGAAUACCACAGUGCAGAAGUUGCACCAAACGCUGGUAUCCGCUUAUUAAAGCAUAUUCCAGACUACAAUUUGAAUCUAUAGGAGUUC
Molecule: messenger RNA, 2186 nt
Organism: Drosophila albomicans
Lineage: Eukaryota; Metazoa; Arthropoda; Insecta; Diptera; Drosophilidae
Gene: Cpsf73
Product: cleavage and polyadenylation specificity factor 73
Exons: 5
Coding region: 88-2148 (686 amino acids)
Biological process (GO): mRNA 3'-end processing by stem-loop binding and cleavage
Cellular component (GO): mRNA cleavage and polyadenylation specificity factor complex
Molecular function (GO): RNA endonuclease activity; 5'-3' exonuclease activity; RNA binding
Source: RefSeq, a predicted model, not a curated record